Messenger RNA from Suillus subaureus, 402 nucleotides. RefSeq lists its product as uncharacterized. The transcript has 6 exons. The record is from RefSeq and is a predicted model, not a curated record. Lineage: Eukaryota; Fungi; Basidiomycota; Agaricomycetes; Boletales; Suillaceae. The coding region runs from base 55 to 255 and encodes 66 amino acids.
AGUACUUUUUUCCUGCGGCUUGCCUCUCAGAGUGUUUCGCCUUCAUCAAGCACGAUGGCGGCCAACUCCAUGGAACUAAUGUGGGGGCCAGGAUUCAUCGGAUUUAUCAUAGCUACAGCGUUCUACGGGACAGUUUUCGGACAGUAUCUCUUCUACGUGCGAUGGUUUCCGCGGGAUUCGAGAAAACUCAAGUUAUUUGUGAGCCCAACCUAUGUACAUCAACGAAAGAAUCGUCGAUCGACACCUCUGAUAUAGAUAACUAUGGCCUUUUGUUUGGGAACAACACAGGAAUACUCGUUGAUAGGCCUAUACUGGACCAUCUUUAUUUCGUGCCGUCGUAGCAUGUCCUUCGAGUGCACUGCUCAACUUCCGUGGCAGAUACUGCUCGCUGUACUUGUGACA